Molecule: messenger RNA, 1314 nt
Organism: Glycine soja
Lineage: Eukaryota; Viridiplantae; Streptophyta; Magnoliopsida; Fabales; Fabaceae
Product: transcription factor TCP19-like
Exons: 2
Coding region: 230-1165 (311 amino acids)
Cellular component (GO): nucleus
Molecular function (GO): DNA-binding transcription factor activity; sequence-specific DNA binding
Source: RefSeq, a predicted model, not a curated record
UGGGGCUCUCACCAUUGUUAGGCGCCAGAAAACUUCAAACUACAGUCAACGUUUCAAAAUCCGCUUCUCUGUUCAUCUUCUCCCCACCCCUGCCUAACCGACUAUAAUUUUUUCAUAACCCGCUUCUGUAAAACUCUCAAAUUUAAAAUCUUUUUCCUCGUUUCUCAUCUGGGUCUUCAUCAUAUUUUUUCUGGGUCUCUUAUUAUUAUUAUUAUUUUCUCGUUCAGGAAUGGAAGUCAAUCCCACCCACGACGGUGGCGAUGACACCUCGGAAACGCCACUGCCGCCAAUGGUGGACCCAUCUCCGUCUCCGUCUCCGCAAAUGAAAGAAGAGGUGAUGGACGCGGAGCAAGGCGGUGACGUAUCGCUUCCAAUGAGCGUUGUUCCGGCGUCGUUGACAGUGUCAACUGAGGCAGCGGCGAAACGAUCGUCGAAGGACCGGCACACGAAGGUGGAGGGACGCGGCCGGAGAAUCCGUAUGCCGGCGACGUGCGCGGCGAGGAUCUUUCAGCUGACGCGGGAACUGGGACACAAGUCCGACGGAGAAACAAUCCGGUGGUUGCUGGAGCACGCAGAGCCGGCGAUCAUCGAGGCCACCGGAACCGGCACCAUACCGGCGAUCGCGGUCUCGGUCGGCGGCACACUCAAGAUUCCGACAUCCUCGGAAGCGAGAGCCCAGGGAGAAGAAGACACUCCGAAAAAGCGAAGGAGAAGAGCAUUAAAGAGCGAAUUCAUCAACCUGAACGAAAACCAGGUUUCGGUGUCUUCAGGGCUGGCACCAAUCGCACAAAGCAGCGCAUAUGGAAGUGGUGGUGGUGGACUUGUUCCUCUGUGGCAUGGUAACGGUGCUGCUGCUGGGCCUUUCUUCGUGUUUCCGAACGCUUCAAACCCACCUCAGUAUUGGGCCAUUCCGGCAACCGCGGCCCCGUUUUUCAACGUCCAGGCCCGGCCCAUUUCGGGGUUCGUUUCCGCCUUGCAGAUGCAACAUGAUAACCACCACCACUCUUUAAUAAACGCUGCUGCCUCGGGUUCUGUUAAAUCUUCGUCCACUGUGAGUGUCACUAGCAGUGCUGCUUCCACUCAAAUGCUCAAGGAUUUCUCCUUCGAAAUUUAUGACAAGAAAGAGCUUCAAUUUUUAGGUCAACCACCACCACCCUCUUCAUAGCCUUGAACUUUAAUACAAUAUUCAAAUACUAGUGUCUAUUUUUUGUUUUUUCAAUUUUAGUUUUAGACAUGUUUGUUUGUAAUAGUUAGGAGGAUUUAGGGACAAAUUAUAUUGUAUUUUAAUUGAAACCUUUUAAUUUAAGCUGUUGA